Messenger RNA from Arabidopsis lyrata subsp. lyrata, 673 nucleotides. RefSeq lists its product as uncharacterized. Lineage: Eukaryota; Viridiplantae; Streptophyta; Magnoliopsida; Brassicales; Brassicaceae. The transcript has 3 exons. The record is from RefSeq and is a predicted model, not a curated record. Bases 148 to 414 code for a protein of 88 amino acids.
UAACAGAUUUCGAACUUGCGAGCUUGGAGUUUCUCGAAUUCGAAGCUCUGACCAAAUUAGCUAAAGUAGGUCACUUUGUGGUAGCUGUCUUCUACACAAGACCAGAGGAGAGCAGCAACGCCAAACAGAGGAAUACCCUUCUCCGCCAUGACAGAAGAUUACGAGGUUGAUGAGAAGAAGCAAGCUGCUGCUGAUGUGUUGUUUAGUUAUUCCAAGUUUGCAAUGGCCUGCAUCGGUAACCAGACUCGUCCUACUGACAUGAGGUUGCAUUUGAUGAAGGAGAUCUCUGGAUUGCCAACUUCUCUGAAAAGAAGAGAAUCUUCUAGAGCUGCAACUUCUCCUGAUCCAGUUGGCGAAUCAUCAAGCUCUGGUACUGCCAGGCUAGAUAAAACGGAUAGUUUCAGGGCACUUUGAUUCUAGUUUUUUCUUGACUUGUCAGGGUCUCAUAAGAUAGAAUGCUAGUGGAUUACUGGCUAAGUGUCUGUCGCCGAGGAACCUACUUAUCAAGUUUUUACUUUUGAUUUUUCCCAUGAUAGUCUUAAAUGUUAAUGUGUGGUUCUGAAAAAUAAAUGCUAUGCUGCUACUGCGAAAUGAUAUUCUGCUUGUAUAAUCUCUUCCGACAUACCUCGAUGUUUCCCAUUUCUUGAAUAGAGUAACAUGGUUUCUUGAGUCA